UUAGGCGCUUUCCUUUAGCAGCGAGGCCGUCGCGCAAGCCGCCACAGAGGAUUGAUUCAGUUAGUCCCUCCUCUUUUCUCCCCUCCCUGCUUCUGCUUUGCUCUCUGCGCCCUUGCCAAGCCCGCAACCAUGGUGUUUCGCCGGUUUGUGGAGAUCGGGAGAGUGGCCCUCAUCAACUACGGCCCUCAGCAUGGGAAGCUGGUCGUCAUUGUGGAUGUGAUUGACCAGAACCGGGCUCUCAUUGAUUCCCCCGACAUGGUCCGCACACAGAUUAACUUUAAGCGCCUCUCGCUCACUGAUAUCACCAUCCCCGAGCUCCCCCGUACUCCCCCGAAGAAGGUGCUUAAGAAGGCCUACGAGGAUGCCGAGGUGGAGCAGAAGUGGGCCAACAGCGCCUGGGGCAAGAAGCUCGCUGUUCGUACCAAGAGGGCUAGUUUGACCGAUUUCGACCGUUUCAAGGUCAUGGUGGCGCGAGUCAAGAAGAGUUCCAUUGUCCGCCGGGAGCUUGGAAAGUUGAGGAGGGGAAAGGCUUAAGUCGACUGAAAAUCUGGAUGCAAACGUCAAGGAUAUUUACCUGGUUUUUAGUCACUAGUAAUAGUGUCAUCAUGCUCUGCUGCAGCCAACAGUUGUUUAAUGAGAAGCAGGUCUUGUUUCAGUGUUUCCUCUUAUAAAAUUUUGUUCAAUUGAGCGUGUUCGUUGUUCCAGUUCAAGGCCCUGGUCAUGAUAUUUUACUUUUCAUGAUAA
Messenger RNA from Physcomitrium patens, 744 nucleotides. RefSeq names its product large ribosomal subunit protein eL14z. The record is from RefSeq and is a predicted model, not a curated record. NCBI's taxonomy places the organism in Eukaryota, Viridiplantae, Streptophyta, Bryopsida, Funariales, Funariaceae. Gene Ontology annotation, biological process: translation; ribosomal large subunit biogenesis. Gene Ontology annotation, cellular component: ribosome; cytosolic large ribosomal subunit. Gene Ontology annotation, molecular function: RNA binding; structural constituent of ribosome.